AGGGUGGACUGCCAGUGAGGUGUGACUUAAUAAAAAAUACUUUUUAUUUCCACAGAAUCUGCAUUAAUUCAAAAUGAAGGUCUUUAUUUUGUGCAUCAUAUUGUGUACAUUCUUCGUGCCUGUUGCAUCUGUUGGUCCAGAUGUAGUGUCACUAUCAGUGAUGGAAGGAGAUGCAGUCACUCUAUACACUGGACUUAACAAAUCCCAACAAGAAAGAAUGAAAUGGUAUUUUCAUGUCGAUCGUAUAGCAGAAAUCAGUGGAGAUCAGAGUAAGAUCUGUACAGAUGAUGAGUGUAAAGAGAGAUUCAGAGACAGGCUGAAGCUGGAUCAUCAGACUGGAUCUCUGACCAUCAUGAACAUCAGAAUCACAGACUCUGGACUUUAUAAACUACUGAUCAACAGCAGUGAAAAGAUCUUCAAUGUCACUAUCACUGGUGUGUCUGAUGCUGGUUCAGAUCCAGUGCAAAAACUGGUAAAGAAGGGAGAUUCAGUGACUCUAUCCACUGGUGUUGAAGUUAACAAACAAAAAAGAAUGAUGUGGUAUUUUAAUAAUUCUCGCAUUGCUUACAUCAAUGGAGAUCUGAAGAUCUGUACAGAUGAUGAGUGUAAAGAGAGAUUCAGAGACAGACUAGAGCUGGAUCAUCAGACUGGAUCUCUGACCAUCAGAAACACCAGAAACACAGACUCUGGAGAAUACAAACUUCUGAUAAGUGGCAGCAGCAGUGGAAAGAUCUUCAACGUUACUGUCACUGGUGUGUCUGAUGCUGGUUCAGAUCCAGUGCAAAUACUGGUAAAGAAGGGAGAUUCAGUCACUCUACACACUGAUGUUGAAGUUAACCAGGAAGUCAGAAUGAUGUGGUAUUUUAAUAAUGUCCGCAUUGCUUACAUCAAUGGAGAUCUGAAGAUCUGUACAGAUGAUGUGUGUAAAGAGAGAUUCAGAGACAGACUGAAGCUGGAUCGUCAGACUGGAUCUCUGACCAUCAUGAACAUCACAAACACUGACUCUGGAGAAUAUCAGCUAAAGAUGGGCGGCAACAGCAGAAGAAAGAUCUUCAACGUUACUGUCACUGACUCAAAUGCUGACAAAAAUGAGAAAGAACCCCAAAAGGAAAAACAGGAAAAAAAUAUUGAUGCAACUGUUCCAGGUUCAGGUCCGUCUUCAGCUGUUGUAGCAGUAAUUGUUGGUGGUGUUCUGCUGCUGGCUGUUGUUUUUGCUGUUGUUGGUGUGAUGAUCCAUUGCCGCAGGAGCUCCAGAAAUGACGAGAAGAAAAUCAAGCAAGUGCCAGAACUAGUGUCUGAGGAUGAGACACAGAAUGAAAGAAGACUCAUGACCUGA
Carassius carassius (crucian carp) is the source of this 1336-nucleotide messenger RNA. RefSeq names its product carcinoembryonic antigen-related cell adhesion molecule 1-like. Bases 74 to 1336 code for a protein of 420 amino acids. The record is from RefSeq and is a predicted model, not a curated record. Lineage: Eukaryota; Metazoa; Chordata; Actinopteri; Cypriniformes; Cyprinidae. The transcript is spliced from 9 exons.